Messenger RNA from Sphaeroforma arctica JP610, 1393 nucleotides. RefSeq lists its product as hypothetical. The record is from RefSeq and is a predicted model, not a curated record. The transcript has a single exon. The coding region runs from base 1 to 1206 and encodes 401 amino acids. NCBI's taxonomy places the organism in Eukaryota, Ichthyosporea, Ichthyophonida.
AUGAUAUCAAACGUUUCUUCCCUGUCUGCUAAUCAGCUUGCCUUACUGGCAACAACUUUCAGUGCAUUUUUAGUCGAUGCCUGCACCGAAUUUGUAGUAGGGUCUGAGGACGACACCGUUGUCGUGGGACGAACUAUGGACAUAUUUGGCAACUUAGGUUCCAGACUGGUGACACACCCAAAAGAUGCGUCGAUGGGCUCGAUUUUGUCCGAUGGGUCCAUGGGUAUGGAAUGGGCUGUGCGCAACCCUUUCGUUGGUAUUGAUGCUUUUGGUUUGCCAAUUACCACCGAUGGCCUUAAUACAUUAGGCCUGGCCUGCUCGGUUCUCAUGCUUGGUGAAUCAGUGUAUCAAAGAAUACCUGCGGAAGCCGACGCUAGAGCCCAAAGCAUCAAUCAAUUAAACUUUUGUGACUGGGCCCUUUCCAACUUUGACAAUGUUUCUCAGGUGAAUCAGUCUCUUCACAAUGGCGAAGUCAUUGUCACACUGAUUUCUGUUGCCGAUUUUAAGAAUUCUCUCCCUUCAGUUUCGAGAAUAUUAGCUGUUUCGGAUGUAGUCGAUAUACCUUCCGACAUUCCCCUCACCUCACACUACAGCUUACAUGACAAGGAUGGCUCAUCCUUGGUCAUUGAGUAUACCGCCGCGGGAUUCAAAACAUACGAUAACACAAUUGGCGUUAUGACGAAUGAUCCCACGUACGACUACCAGGAAAAGACUCUCAAGGAAUACCUCUCUUUACGCAAUCCCAACCCAGUACCAGUUUUCGACAGUCUUAAGCCUCGCGACCAUCCCGUGGUCACAACAUCUCAAGGCUUGGAUGUGAAUAUGGCGGGCUUGCCUGGCGAUCUCAGCCCGAAUAGUCGUUUCCUGCGAACCGCAGUAAACCUGAACACUCUAAUAUAUCCAACAACGGCAGAAUUGGCGGUAGACGCGGCUAAGCACAUUAUCAAUGCCAUUGAGAUGUUUGCUGGUUCAGUUUAUCAGGACCCUAUUAAAUUUGGCGAUACCCCUGACGAACUAUGGGUCACAGAAUGGGCUACCAUCAGAGAUAUUACAAAUGGAGUUUAUUCAUUCCGUACCUACACCAACUCCGAGUGGAAGCACAUUGAUCUGGACGACCUCGAUUUCACUAAAGGAGCACCUUCUGUUUCUGUCGCGGUCGACAUUCCCGAUCAACGUUUCGAUGCCGUUUCCAUGAUGUCGACUUAGAGACGUAAUUCUAGUUGACGAUUUUAUCACGUUAUUUCUCAUAUAAGUUUGUAUAUUACAAUUGGGGCUUAUUCACUCCGUACGUACACCAACUCCGAGUGGGAGCACAUUUAUCUGAACCAACUCGAUUUCACGGAAGGAGCACCUUCUGUUUCUGUCGCGGUGGACAUUCCCGAUCAACGUUUCG